CAGAGGGGACUCGCACCACUAAGUCACGUCGCGCUCCGCUUCUCGCGCACUUUCACCAAAACAAGAAUCAAUAUUUCACUUUUUCCUUCCACUUGCGGCUUCGGCUCCGUCGGACGCGCUCCAGGCAGUGAUUUUGAUUCUUUUUUUUUCAUAUUUAUGUUGGUUUGUCCCCACACCUCCUCCAACUUUAUGCGCGCGCUGUUGCGCACGAAGCUGCCGGAGGGUCUGCUGCCACUUCCGCACCGGCUGUGGCUCUCAUCCGGAUUCUCCAGAGAGGAAAGUGCAGCGAGUUUUAACUUGGAUGUGUCGAUCUGAGGUCGCUUCUGUCAAGCUGGGACUUAGACGCAACCACGCUCAUCGCUGCUGGUGAGGAACCACAGAAAGCGCAGCGGCGUCGCUGGUUUCCAAGUGGGUUUAUCAGGAGAAAAAAAGAAAAAACAGCAGAGCUGUUUGUUUCUGAGUCGGUAAGAGACCGAGGAUCCACGAUGAGCAAACCCGCCGGGUCAACAAGUGGCUGUUUGGAUAUUCUGAAUGUCAAAUCAAGUCGGAUUCUGGACAUCCCGUGUAAGGUGUGCGGCGAUCGCAGCUCAGGGAAACACUACGGGGUUUACGCGUGUGACGGCUGUUCGGGAUUCUUCAAGAGGAGCAUCCGCAGAAACCGGACCUACGUCUGUAAAUCUGGCUCACAGGGUGGUUGUCCCGUUGACAAAACUCACAGGAAUCAGUGCCGAGCGUGUCGUUUGAAAAAGUGUCUGGAAGUGAACAUGAAUAAAGACGCCGUUCAGCAUGAGAGGGGCCCCCGGACGUCCACCAUCCGCAAACAGGUCGCCCUUUAUUUCCGUGGCCACAAAGAGGUGAACGGCUCCUCGACCCAUUUUUCUGGAUCUUCACUGUCCGGACCUCCCUUCUUCACCACCGUCACGCAGCUGGAGCCUCACAACCUGGAGAUGAGCUCAGUGGCCACGACACCGGAGAGACAGGCUAUCGUGGGUCUGGCGCAGCCCACUCCAAAGUACCCUCAUGAAGUCAGCGGAACCCCCAUGUACCUGUACGAGGUGGCGACGGAAUCGGUGUGCGAGUCUGCAGCGCGCCUCCUCUUCAUGAGCAUCAAGUGGGCCAAAAGUGUCCCUGCCUUCUCCACCCUCCCGUUAUCUGAUCAGCUGAUUCUGUUGGAGGACACGUGGAGGGAACUUUUUGUUCUGGGCAUUGCUCAGUGGGCCAUUCCUGUUGACUCCACCACCCUCCUGGCUGUCUCUGGGAUGAACACUGAAAACACAGAGUCUCAAAGGAUGAACAAGAUCAUGUCCGAGAUUCAAGCGCUCCAAGAAGUGGUCACCAGGUUCCGACAGAUGCGUCUUGACGCAACAGAGUUCGCCUGUUUGAAGUGCAUCGUGACAUUCAAAGCAGUUCCCACGCAAGGCGGCGCUGAAAUAAGAAGUUUCCGCAACGCAAGCGCAAUCGCUGCGCUUCAAGAUGAAGCACAACUAACUCUCAACAGUUACAUCCACACGCGGUACCCGACUCAGCCCUGCCGUUUUGGGAAAUUGCUGCUCCUCCUCCCGGCGCUCCGCUCCGUCAGCCCGUCCACCAUCGAGGAGGUGUUCUUCAAGAAGACCAUCGGAAACGUGCCAAUCACCAGACUUCUCUCGGACAUGUACAAGUCCAGCGAUAUAUGAACUCUCUGUGGAGAGACUGGACCUGAGAGAUCGGGUCAGAAGACCUGGAAAGGUGCAGAACUGUUGCUGCGCACAAAAAGAGAAGAAAAACAAAUAGGCUCAGCUGCUGCAACAACAAAAAAGACACACGCAUCACCAGUCAGCCUGUUAACAGUUAGUUUCAUUUCCAGCCUCAAAUCUCUGCCGCGCGCUCCCGUCAAGUCUGCAUUAUACGCAGAUCUGGUUUGAAAAUGUCCCUGAGACCAAUGAGCUUGACGACCAAUUCAAUCAUUAAUUCAUUAAUUGCUGUUUUCAAUCCCGGUGGAGAAAACCAAAAAAAUAAUAAAUGAAACGUUUGCGCAUGCGCAGUGAGACGUGUGUCGCUGUUCUCCGUUUCCGGUGCUGAAACCAAACCGCAGAGGCAACAAUCAACAGGUUCCGGUUCAAUGGAUGAACUAUUAAAGGAACCCCUUUGACUGAACACACACCUGAGGGUGGUGUGUGUGUGUGUGUGUGUGUGUGUGUGUGUGUGUGUGUGUGUGUCCUGUUGGAUGCACAGCGUUAAAGCAUGGUUUAGCUCCACACUAACACCGGAUUAUAAUGUAUCCUGCACUUGGAGAUGUUUUCUGUGGCUUUGUGUUUCUAUCCUGUUGUAAAUAUCUGGAGUUAUAACUAUUUAGACUUGUAACCAAGAGAAUAAAAAGUCUGGAUUCAGCUGUUUUCACAGAUGAGCUGCGUCAGCAGCUUUUUUCUA
Molecule: messenger RNA, 2409 nt
Organism: Nothobranchius furzeri (turquoise killifish)
Lineage: Eukaryota; Metazoa; Chordata; Actinopteri; Cyprinodontiformes; Nothobranchiidae
Gene: nr2e1
Product: nuclear receptor subfamily 2, group E, member 1
Biological process (GO): cell differentiation; anatomical structure development; negative regulation of transcription by RNA polymerase II
Molecular function (GO): zinc ion binding; RNA polymerase II cis-regulatory region sequence-specific DNA binding; nuclear receptor activity
Source: RefSeq, a predicted model, not a curated record